AUGUGGGCUGAAAAGUUUCAGUUCUUAGAUCUGCAAAUAAAUAGCGUAGGAGUCGACAAAGACGAGAGGGCUAGGGUUUUUGAAUUGCUCUUCGGAUUCGCUAAAAUCUCAUCAAUCCCAAAAGGAAAACCAAACACAUAUCGGAUCGAAGAUGUUUCCGGGUAUGUUCAUGCGCAAACCAGACAAAGAAGCUGCUCUGAAGCAGCUUCGUGUGCACGUUGCCAUGUUCGGUUCUGUUCUUCCAAUGAUAUCUUGAUUUUAGAGCUAUGUUGGGAUAUUGCUUUGUGGAAGAAGUGUGGUUUGAAAACAAAAUCUCAUCUGUUGAUUCAAUUUCUUGAGCUUAUGUUUAUGUUUUUGAAUCCAGGAAACUAGGAGAGUAGAUUUUAUAUAAUCCCUUUAUGGCACUACAUUUAUAUAAAAAUUGUCUUUGAAAGAUUUAAUUGCUUCAAACAAAUAUAUACUAUGAUACAAAACACUAGACCUCUAAAAUAGCAUCAUAAAUGAACGACUAGCUAAUCA
Molecule: messenger RNA, 519 nt
Organism: Lactuca virosa
Lineage: Eukaryota; Viridiplantae; Streptophyta; Magnoliopsida; Asterales; Asteraceae
Source: the annotation of a GenBank genome assembly